AUGUGUCGGUCUACUGGACGACUUUACUGUAGCCUAGAUGGUCGUGAUGCAUUGGAUAUUGUGGCUGUUUAUAACAACGUGGACAUUGCUGACAUCAUCCUGAAGAGAAGACUGCCAGACGGCAAUGAUGUGGAAACGACUGUUUCUAUGUCAAUGGAAGAUGUUGCAGUGGAGACUCGAUGUGUCGUGUUCCACUGGGCACACAAGAACAGUAGAGUGGAUGUGAUAAGAAAGAUUGUGGAGCAGGGAACAGAAGUGAAGGACAGAUUGGGACGAAGUUUACUUCACUAUGCUGCUGAUCAUGGCAACUGUGAUGUGGUUGAUGUUCUCUUGAGCAAGAAGGCAGAUGCUGAUGCUUCAGACAAGGUAAGUUUGUAGCAACAGUAAAUAUAA
Molecule: messenger RNA, 393 nt
Organism: Corticium candelabrum
Lineage: Eukaryota; Metazoa; Porifera; Homoscleromorpha; Homosclerophorida; Plakinidae
Exons: 5
Coding region: 1-378 (125 amino acids)
Molecular function (GO): protein binding
Source: RefSeq, a predicted model, not a curated record